Botrytis fragariae is the source of this 2611-nucleotide messenger RNA. Its product is annotated as putative transcription factor cys6 protein. Bases 1 to 2580 code for a protein of 859 amino acids. Gene Ontology annotation, molecular function: RNA binding; zinc ion binding; structural constituent of ribosome. Gene Ontology annotation, cellular component: ribosome; small ribosomal subunit. The transcript is spliced from 6 exons. Gene Ontology annotation, biological process: translation; regulation of DNA-templated transcription. The record is from RefSeq and is a predicted model, not a curated record. Lineage: Eukaryota; Fungi; Ascomycota; Leotiomycetes; Helotiales; Sclerotiniaceae.
AUGUCACUGAGGCUUCCAUAUCCAAAUGUUUAUAAAUUUCUCAAUAAUUUUUCUGCCCCUGAUCAAGGUUCUCCAGAACAAACAUCGAGAAGUCAAGGACUCAGAAAAAGCGGUCCGAGAUCGAAGACUGGUUGUUCAACAUGCAAACAGCGACGUGUUAAAUGCGACGAAACCAAACCACAAUGUAUUAGGUGUCAAAAUCUCGGUCGCGAGUGUGGUGGAUACGCUCCAGAGCAGAUUGAAGAUGUCUCCAAACAAAAUGCAAACGCUCUUGUACCUAUCCAUCCACGGCCGAUGUCUGUGAUGUCGUAUACCCCUUCGGUCGCUAUACACGGUGAUCAACUCGAACGUCGGUAUUUUCAAAGAUUUUGUGACAAAACAGCAGCCGAGAUCUGUGGUUCUUUUGAUCCUACCUUUUGGACAGAAAAGGUUCCUCAACUCUGUCACCAAGAUGCGCCCAUCAGAUAUGCGACUAUUGCCUUGGGAGCUCUGGCGAAGUCUUUGGAGAUCACAUCUUCUCCAACUCGACUAUCACUUUCGGGAUUUCCCCAAAUUGAUCAUCAUCACCUAGAUGAACACCACCGUUUCGCACUAAGGGAAUACAGUAGAGCCAUUGCUUCGUUAAGGAUAAUACUCUCCGAUGGCAGAAGACAUUUGAGAACAUCUCUCACAGCGUGCGUACUAUUUAUGACCUUUGAAUCUCUUCAGGGAAGCUACGAAGGUGCUUUAACUCAUCUCAGAGGCGGUUCUCGAUUGUUAGCUGAUUGGAGAAUUGCUCGAAGAGGGGGAAGUUCUCGAUUGUCGCACGAUUCGUUGUCUGAGAUCCAGGAUAGUCUAGUCGACGAUUUGGGCCGGCUAUUUGCUCGUCUUGACGUCCAAGGGCUUUUCAUUCCACCACCAUACCCUGUGCCAAAUCUUCUUCAGGAUGACAUGGAUAUUCCAGACGAAUUUGAUAGUGUCCAAGAAGCUCGAGAAGUAUGGGAUUUCCUGAUGGCCGCUAUUGGUCAAUUCCAUACAAAGUAUCUCAUAAAGUCGCAAACUGAACCAGAGCAACUAUCCACGCCAUAUUGGAACAGACUUCAUACCCACUACACCACACAGCUACUUCGAUGGCGAAAAGCUUUCCAAUCCGUCCAUGCUGAAGAAGCACACACUGGAAGUAUUUCUGCCGAUGCGACACAUAUGCUGAGCAUCUAUUAUAACAUUGCCACGAUACUUGUUGCAUCAAGUGUCCCACAUACAGAGAUGCUAUAUGACGAAUACAACCAUCUCUUUGCGGAGAUUAUAUGUAAAGCUCAAAUUUUACUUUCUAGUCCGGAUGACCCGAGUAACACAUCUCGCUUCACUCUCGACAUGGGAACGAUCCUCCCUCUCGUUAUCACGGCAGUAAAAUGUCGUGAUCGACGAAUUCGGCGUCAGGCCAUAGCGCUGCUUUGGUCCAAAGCGAGGCGAGAAGGGCUUUGCUUCGACACCAUUAGCGUAGCAAGGAUCUGCGCAUGGAUUUCGAGUAUUGAAGGAGAAGGUAUUCAGGAAGAUGACCAACCAAUCCCAGAAUCAUCCAGAUGGACGAUUUCAUACUUACAUUUGAAUUCUGAAGAACGAUGGUUGGCGGUACAAUUGACACUGAAACAAGUUGAUAAUGGAAACCCACGGUACAGAGAAACAACAUUUUCUUGUUAUGAAAUUGGAACUCAGUAUGGUGCUAUGGAGUUCAGGUCUGUUCUUGAUCUCCUAAUCGUUCAACGCCCACCGACUUGCCAACCACCACCUAACGAUCAAUUCGAUAUCAAUAUGGCUGACGCACCAAGAGGCGGCUCACGAGGAGGUUUCGGCGACAGAGGCCGUGGAGGAGAUCGCGGACGCGGACGUGGACGUGGACGUGGUCGCGGACGUGGAGGAAACAAGGACGAGGCAAAGGAAUGGCAACCAGUUACCAAGCUUGGCCGUCUCGUGAAGGACGGAAAGAUCAACUCUAUGGAGGAGAUCUACCUCCACUCUUUGCCAAUCAAGGAGUACCAAAUUGUUGAUUUCUUCUUGCCAAAGUUGAAGGAUGAGGUCAUGAAGAUCAAGCCUGUCCAGAAACAAACCCGUGCCGGUCAACGUACCAGAUUCAAGGCCAUCGUUGUCAUCGGUGACUCUGAGGGACACGUCGGUCUCGGUAUCAAGACCUCCAAGGAAGUCGCAACUGCCAUCCGUGCUGCUAUUAUCAUCGCCAAGUUGUCCGUUGUCCCAAUUAGAAGAGGUUACUGGGGUACCAACUUGGGUACUCCUCACUCCCUCCCAACCAAGGAGAGUGGAAAGUGCGGAUCCGUCUCUGUCAGACUUAUCCCAGCUCCCCGUGGUACCGGUCUUGUCGCUUCCCCAGCCGUCAAGCGUCUCCUUCAACUCGCAGGUGUUGAAGAUGCAUACACCUCCUCCUCCGGUUCGACCAAGACCCUUGAGAACACCUUGAAGGCUACUUUCGUCGCUGCUGCCAACACAUACGGAUACUUGACUCCUAACUUAUGGAAGGAGACCAAGCUCAUCAGAAGUCCUUUGGAGGAAUUCGGUGAUUCUCUCCGUGCCGGCAAGCGUUACUAGGUGUGUAGUGGGCUUGUGAAAAUAAUUCUUU